This is a messenger RNA of Ziziphus jujuba (common jujube), 420 nucleotides long. Its product is annotated as verprolin. Lineage: Eukaryota; Viridiplantae; Streptophyta; Magnoliopsida; Rosales; Rhamnaceae. The transcript has a single exon. Bases 1 to 420 code for a protein of 139 amino acids. The record is from RefSeq and is a predicted model, not a curated record.
AUGGCCUUGAAUCUCAUCUUCAUGCUAAGCCUGAUAAUGGCUGCUGGCAAUCUUGUAGAUUCUCGCAUACUACUAGAGAAAUUAUCGAACGAAAACGAGCAAAGAAAUGGAGGAAAGUUGGUGGCAAAUAAUGAUUCCGACAGUAAAGCUAAUAAUAACAAGAUGGUGGAGAACUUGGGUGACAUGAAAGAUUCACCACCUCUUCCAAAUAUUCCCCUACUACCUCCUAUUCCAGGAACUGGAACAACUCCAUCAGCUCCACCUUUUCCUUUUCCUUUUCCUUUUCCUGUUCCUCAGUUCCCAAUCCCACCAUUUCCAGGAAUAACACCUCUUCCUCCUAUCCCUACCAUUCCUACUUUUCCACUACCACCUCUUCCUCCUAUCCCUACCAUCCCCUUUCUCACUCCUCCUCCUGCUUAA